Molecule: messenger RNA, 1116 nt
Organism: Populus nigra (black poplar)
Lineage: Eukaryota; Viridiplantae; Streptophyta; Magnoliopsida; Malpighiales; Salicaceae
Product: disease resistance protein At4g27190-like
Exons: 1
Coding region: 1-1116 (371 amino acids)
Biological process (GO): defense response to other organism
Molecular function (GO): ADP binding
Source: RefSeq, a predicted model, not a curated record
AUGGAGAACAGUAGUGGAAGAUUAGUGCAGCCCGGCACAAGUGCCAGCUCUACAAAGCUAGUGGGUCGAGCAUUUGAACAAGACAUGAAGGUGAUACGGUCUUGGUUAAUGGAUGAUAAAGUCUCAACCAUUGGCAUUUAUGGAAUGGGGGGAGUUAGUAAAACGACAAUGCUGCAACAUAUCCACAAUGAACUUCUAGAAAGACGAGAUAUUUCUCAUAGUAUUUACUGGGUGAAUGUGCCUCAAGGUUUCAAGAUUGAAGAAUUGCAAGAUCUUAUUGCUAAAUAUCUUCAUUUAGAUCUUUCAAGCAAAGACGAUGAUCUGUCUAGAGCUGUCAAGUUAGCAAAAGAACUAGCGAAGAAACAAAAAUGGAUUCUCAUUUUAGAUGAUUUGUGGAACUCUUUUGAGCCACAAGAAGUGGGGAUUCCUAUCCCAUUGAAAGGAUCCAAGCUCAUUAUGACAACUCGAUCAGAAAUGGUUUGUCGGCAGAUGAAUAGCCGAAACAAUAUAAAAGUGGAUACUCUUUCUGAUAAAGAAUCCUGGACUUUGUUCACGGAGAAGCUUGAACAUGACAAACCACUUUCUCCAGAAGUGGAACGAAUUGCUGCAGAUGUUGCAAGGGAAUGUGCUGGUUUGCCUUUGGGAAUUGUUACAUUAGCAGAAAGUUUGAAGGGAGUGGAUGACCUACAUGAGUGGAGGAUUACAUUGAAGAGAUUGAAAGAAUCAAAUUUUUGGCACAUGGAAGAUCAGAUGUUCCAGAUAUUAAGAUUGAGUUAUGACUGUUUAGAUAAUUCAGCACAACAAUGUUUCAUAUAUUGUGCAUUAUUUGAUGAACAUCAUAAGAUUGAAAGGAGGGUGUUGAUAGAGUCGUUUAUCGAGGAGGGGAUAAUUAAAGAGAUAAACAGGCAAGCAACACUCGACAAGGGCCACUCAAUUCUUGAUAGACUAGAAAAUGUCAACUUAUUGGAAAGAAUUGAUGGUGGUAGUGCUGUCAAGAUGCAUGACUUGCUUAAGGACAUGGCCAUCCAAAUACUGGAUGAGUACUCUCUAGUUAUGGUAAAUCUUACUUUCCAUCCUCCUUUUUUCUCUUUAACCACUAAUUUUGUUUCAUCAUAG